Emiliania huxleyi CCMP1516 is the source of this 449-nucleotide messenger RNA. RefSeq lists its product as hypothetical. The record is from RefSeq and is a predicted model, not a curated record. Bases 45 to 449 code for a protein of 134 amino acids. NCBI's taxonomy places the organism in Eukaryota, Haptophyta, Isochrysidales, Noelaerhabdaceae. The transcript has a single exon.
CGCGGCUGGUGGUCGGGCUGGCUCUCGUGAAGAAGAAGAAGCGGAUGCCGCUCGCGGAGGCGCUGCCGCGGCUGGAGGCGCUUGUCGAAGCGGCGGGGGCGGUGGAGGAGACGGCUGGGGCCGAGGAGCGCCUGUGUGACCUCUGCUACGACGCACCGCGUUCGGUCCGCUUCGCGUGCGGCCACGCGCUGUACUGCGAGGCUUGUGUGCCGCGCGUGCUGGAGCGCGACACCAACUGCCCGGCUUGCCGCCAGCCGGCGCUGCCCAUCGCCGCAACUGGGCGGCUGGUGGCGGCGCAGACGACGUUUGUUCACCAGCCGCCGUCGCGCACCGUGCCCCAGGCUCAGCCCGUGGGCGGCACGGAGGCGGUCGGUAGGCGAGGGGGGCGAGGGGGGCGUGGACGUGGCGGGCGGGGCGGGCGGGGCGCAGGGCGCGGCGGCUCUGCUUAG